AUGGUGAUUGACCAGCUAUUGGAGGUUAAUCUGACUUGUAUAGUUUAUGGGAUGAUUGACCAGCUAUUUAUAGAUGAUUUGAUUCAGUUUUGUGGGUUCUUCUUAGUCAAAUCUUGGACAAGUUUGCUCACUCAAUUUGGCUUUUCUGUUAAUCCCUUUACUCGCCAGGAAAACACUGUUAUUCAGACUUGUGUUGUUGCUUGUUAUGGCCUUUCCUUUAGUGGCGGUUUUGGUUCAUAUUUGAUUGUUAUGAAUGAGAAAACAUACAACCUUAUUGGCCUCGACUACCCGGGUAAUCGAGCAGAAGAUGCGAUAAAUCCUGGUUUGUGGUGGAUGAUGGGUUUCUUGUUUGUCGUUAGCUUUUUGGGACUUUUUAGUCUUGUCCCACUUCGUAAGGUCAUGGUGAUGGAUUAUAAGCUUACAUACCCAAGUGGGACAGCCACAGCUAUGUUGAUUAACAACUUUCACACAACAACAGGAGCUGUGCUUGCAGGGAAACAAGUGAAGUGUCUUGGGGAGUAUUUGAGCUUUAGUCUAUAUUGGGGCUGCUUUACCAUAAAACCCAACCUCAAAGUCUGUUAA
Spinacia oleracea (spinach) is the source of this 582-nucleotide messenger RNA. RefSeq names its product probable metal-nicotianamine transporter YSL6. Bases 1 to 582 code for a protein of 193 amino acids. Gene Ontology annotation, molecular function: oligopeptide transmembrane transporter activity. Gene Ontology annotation, cellular component: vacuolar membrane. The record is from RefSeq and is a predicted model, not a curated record. Lineage: Eukaryota; Viridiplantae; Streptophyta; Magnoliopsida; Caryophyllales; Amaranthaceae. The transcript is spliced from 2 exons.